Messenger RNA from Athalia rosae (coleseed sawfly), 15974 nucleotides. RefSeq names its product trichohyalin (gene brp). Gene Ontology annotation, biological process: maintenance of presynaptic active zone structure; neuromuscular synaptic transmission; regulation of synaptic plasticity. Gene Ontology annotation, molecular function: structural constituent of presynaptic active zone. The record is from RefSeq and is a predicted model, not a curated record. The coding region runs from base 2133 to 10118 and encodes 2661 amino acids. Gene Ontology annotation, cellular component: cytoskeleton of presynaptic active zone. The transcript has 23 exons. Lineage: Eukaryota; Metazoa; Arthropoda; Insecta; Hymenoptera; Athaliidae.
ACCGUUCGUUAAGGGUAAUAAAAACUUGAAUCGGUCAAACGAAGUAUUGCGAAUGAAUUUUUCAUGGCGAAAACAGCAAAACUCUUUCAACCUACAAUAAGCAGCAAAUGGUGAAUUGCUGGUGGCAUGAGCAUAGUGCGACUUAACGCGAAGAACCAUCGGAAUGAGGCGGAAGUGCAACGCGCAGGGGCGGAAAAGAGAUGGUCGGCGAGAGGGUGGUAGUGACGUACAAAUGACUAGCGUCGAGAUGUCGGAUGGGCGAGAACGGAAAGAAGGAAGGGAGGAAGCACAAGCUUCGAGUUGGUAGUUGCGAGUGGCGGCGAGUAACGAGAGGGAAGAGAAGCGCCGAAGCGGGCUCCGCUCACACCAGUGAGCUCAGUGAGCUCAGUGCGCGCGGUGCCGCCGUGCUGUGAGGUUCAGUUUAGUAAUUGAUUAGUCGGAUAGGCCUGAGAAGAGAGUUCGGGCCGCGAAUAAAAUGAGAUCGAUAAGUAACUGGGAUAGAUUUAGCAAGAAAUGGACAAAAACUAACGGUCGUUAGGUAGUAUCAAAGUUUUCAAACUAAGGGUUCAAUUCAAUUUUUUCAUGUGAAACGUCAGAUACAAAGGUGUCAUCAUCAUCGCCCUUUUUUUUUACGACUACCACCAGUGACGAAAAUUCUAAAGUGUUUGUCUGUGUGCGUCCAUUCUAUCCUUUAGAAGAAACCAAAUGAAAUUCACUUAACGAAAACGAAGAAAUAUUAAACAAGUAACUAAUAAAUAAUCGAAAACCUAAGAAGCGAAACCAAGUUACCCGCGCUGUUCACGAUAAUUGUGUUCAAUCGUGAGAGUCGUAAAACAGUUUUCACGUUACAUUAAUAAAUAAUAGUGAAUUUAGCGAGUAUCGUCAGACCUGCGAGUUGAAACGCAAAAAAAAAAAAAAAAAACUUAAAAAAAAUCUCACAUCAGUAAGAAGGUAAUUCUUUUUUCCUAUCAAUAAUAUGUACAUCAAGACUGAAUACCGCUGCGGUGUAGUUCGAUUUAAUUUUGUUGUACGCUCGAAUCAUUCUUCGAUUAACAAUUUGGACAUAUCUCGUUCAUUAUCUUCGUCGAACUGCGAGCAAGAAAAUAAUAAUCGUGUGUAAAAGUCUUUCGAAAAUAAGGCGCUGAACGAAAAUCAACCCUUAAACUUUCCAACCGCUGCGAUGGCGAGCCUAUCGUAUACUUAACGCUGCAGUAGCAAUGUUAACAUGUGAAUAUAUAUGAUAAUUAUCAUUUGAAAUUAUUCAAACAGACACAUCGAUACACUGCCUCGUCUAAUAGUUACAACAUUACAGAGUUAAUUUCGUACACUGUCGAGAGUCUUUUCCUUCCCUUGAAUUACAAAUGUGACGCGAGUGUUCCGUUCUGUAAUAAAAAGGAGAAAAGAAAAAAGGAGCUUAUCGUGAAAGUAUACACAAUAAAUAUCUGUACAACUGACGAAGCGAAUUAACGCAAUUUCAUGCCGUUUACAUAAAAAAUAUGGAUUCUAUGAUCACUGUGUAAAAUUUAAAUCUGUAUAUUUCUAUUGUUUAUAAACUUUAAGAAUCUAGUAACAGAUGUUUAAUCAUUCCUCUGAACAUUCGAAAAAACUGAAAACGGAUAGAAAAAAGUAAUGAUAAAAAUUCACGAUCGAAAAUUAUAAAUCACUAAUUCAAAAAUGCUUGCGAGGACGAUGCACGCUAAAAUACGGAUGCAAUAGCAAUCGAUAUUGUAACUAAAUAAUUCUAAUGAACCAGUAAAGUGUUGAAGCAAAAAAAAAAAACCGGUGGGUGUAAGAGGAGUGAUAAGGAGAAGAGUAAAAAAUAUAUAUAUAUAUAUAUAUAGAAAAGGGGCUUGCGAUCUACGCAGCCAUCAAGGGAGCAUCGCGGCCGGGAAGAUGGCGGCACGGUAAGACCGGAAGUGGUUAGUUGAGCGUAAAGCAGGUAAAAAAAAAAAUUAAAUAAAUUAAUAAAUAAACAAAUAACUAGAUAAGAAUAAAAAAAAAAGAGAGGAAGGUCGAAAUAAGAGGAGUCGCACCCUUGAACCGCCUGCAACAGUAGCGAGGAGAUUAACAAGAUCGACGUCCAUCCCCGGUCGUCCCUUCGAUAAAUAUAUCAACGACCCAACGAAUAUAUUAUGUCAAGGGAUCCCUACUCCAGCGGAAGCGGCGUAGUUGGUCCGGGGGGAGGUACGAGGUCCCCCAGGAGCGGGAGGAGGGUUGGUGAAUUACCUACCGUAGACAGAAGUCCUUCGCGUAACUAUGCAAGCGGUCGAGGAAGUCCCUUGGGAAGAAAACGAGCUACUAGAAGUGGAAACAAUUCACCGGAACACCUGGGAUACGGUAGUUAUCACCAUCAUCAGUUAGGAAGCCCUUAUUAUUCCAGAGACGAAGAUCUCGGCAGUCCAGUCAUGCUGGAGGAAAGAGUUAGGAGUAUGUCAACCGGGGGAGGUGGUCACAGAUCUCGAAGCGUCACGAGACCCGCGAUGUCCGUUUCGACCGGUAGGUAUACCAGCCUCGAUCGAGCAUCGACGGGAAUGUUGGACCACGAUAGAGAAUUUGUACCGAUAAGAGAUCCCCGCGACCGAAGUAGGGACAGGGGUUUGUAUCUGGACGAUGAAUUGUACGGACCAAGGUCGGCUCGACAGAGUCCAAAUCCUCAUUUGAUGCGAGAUGGUGGGAGUUACAUCGGGGAAUUGCAGCAUCAAAACAACGACCUACAAAGAGAGCUUGGAAACCUCAAGAAGGAACUUGAACUCACUAACCAAAAACUUGGGAGUUCUAUGCACAGCAUCAAGACCUUUUGGAGUCCGGAACUCAAGAAGGAGAGGGCCCUACGAAAGGAGGAGAGUACCAAGUACAGCCUCAUCAAUGAACAGCUCAAGCUACUCAACUCCGAGAAUCAGAAACAAAGCAUGAUGGUGCGUCACCUAGAGGAAGAACUACGUCUACGGAUACGAGAACCUAGUGUGGAAAUGCAGCAGCAAAUGGAAGUACUUUACAACGAAAAUGAGCACUUGACUCGUGAGAUUGUCAUACUUCGCGACACCAUUAAGGAGUUGGAAUUGAGGAUAGACACCCAAAAGCAAACGCUCCAGGCGAGGGAUGAAAGUAUCAAAAAGCUCCUGGAGAUGCUCCAAAACAAAGGAAUGGGUGGUAAGAUGAUAGCGACCCUCGCGGGAAUUUCGCCCACAUCCGCCCUUUCGUCACUCACCCCGACAUCUCAACAAAACAAAAAAUUGCCACCCAGAGAACUGCGAGCGCAGUCCCUUCCACGGAGGACUGACCAGGAGCUCAAAGCGACGAACGAGACGCUGAAGAGCCUCCAGACCCAGUUGGAACUCGCCUAUGCCAGUACAGCGUCAUCGGGAGCUCCGGUUGCUGGUAUAACCUCGUCCGGUACCGGAAAUGCGAUGACAGGAACGAUUCUUGGCGGUAGCGUUGCCGUCCCAGGGGGUGUUCCUGGAAGUACAACGUUGACAGCUAUUCUAGAGACAAAGGAUGCGCGUAUUCAAACACUCGAGAAAGAGAUAGGAUUGUUGGAAGGUGAAUUGCAAAGGAUCAGAGAAUGCGGUGGAAAAUUACGAGAACAACUGUUGAGAGCGACCGCGGUACCUGGUGGGAUUUCGUCGGUUACGAAUAAUAAUCACACUUCAGGUCUGAGUUCCUGUCUGGCAGGAAUAUCGGCCGGCGUUACAACCGGCGUGUCAAAUCCUUACACCGAAAGAUACGCCGCCACUAAUGACCCCAAACACCACAUAUCCGCCGUACAAUUACAUCAUCCAUCUUCUCAUCAACAUCAACAUCAACACCAACACCAGCAUCAUCAUCACAAUAAACAAAUCGAGUCAUCGGCCGCUGCAGCUGCCGGUGCUUUGGCUCUUCAUGCUCAUACAUUCAACAAACACGACAUGAACUUCAAACGACAACUGGACGAAUUCCGAGCAGAAGUACAACGCAGAGAUCAGGAGAUUCUUGGAAUGUCAGCGAAGAUGAAGACCCUAGAAGAACAGCAUCAAGACUAUCAAAGGCAUAUCGCUGUUCUCAAGGAAUCUUUAUGCGCGAAGGAAGAACACUAUAACAUGCUACAAGCUGACGUGGAAGAAAUGCGACAGCGACUCGAAGAAAAAAAUAGACUCAUCGAGAAAAAGACCCAAGCUGCUAUGGAUGCUCAACAGGAUCGCAAUCGGAUGAAUACCGAACUUAUAGAGCUGAAAGAUCACAUGGAUAUCAAGGAUCGCAAGAUCAAUGUACUCCAGCGUAAGAUUGAGAAUCUUGAGGACCUUCUCAAAGAGAAGGAUAACCAGGUUGACAUGGCCAGGGCUCGCUUGACUGCGAUGCAAGCUCACCAUUGCAGCAGUGAAGGAGCUUUAAGCAGUUUGGAAGAAGCAAUCGGUGAUAAAGAAAAGCAAAUGACACAGCUCCGUGAACAGCGAGACCGUGCAGAACAAGAGAAACAGGAGGAGAGAGAACUCCAUGAAAGAGAACUUGCAGAAUACAAAAUGAAACUUCAUGCCUUAGAAUCAGAGGUCGAAAAACUUGGUGCUCGUCUGGAGCGGGCUCAGGCUGAAAAAGAUCGUUUGGAAACUAAACUAGAGAGUUCUCAGUCUGAAUUAGGGAAAAGCAAAGCUGAGCUUGACAAGGCAGCAUCCGAAGUGGGUCGCAGUGGUGCCGACUGGGAAGCAGCUAAGCAACGUCUGACUCGUCUAGAGUUGGAAAAUGAAAGAUUAAGACACGACCUGGAAAGAUCUCAAACGACUUUUGGCAGAAGCACAUUGAACUCGUCUCAAGAAAUGGACAGAAUUCAAGAGCGUGCAGAAAAAUCUUCCGCAGAACUACGAAGGGCGCAGGCUGAACUCAGAGUAACUCAAGCGGACAACGAACGAGCCAGAGCUGAAGCCACUGCUCUUCAAGAAAAGGUUGAGAAGAGUCAAGGCGAAGUUUAUCGACUGAAAGCACGCUUGGAGAAUGCUCAAGGCGAGCAGGAAAGUUUACGUGAAGAAUACGACCGAGCUCAAGCUUCCGUAGCGCGUCUUCAUUCAGAGCGUGAUAAGGCCGUUGGCGAGUUAGAAAAAGCUCGAGAAGAAUUAGAACGCACCCAAGCAACUUUGGGUAAGGCCCAAUUGACACAAGAUAAAGUACAGAAUUUGCUUGAUAAAGCUCAAAGUGAAGUCGACAAACUUCAAGAACGACUAGAUAAGUCACAGGGAGAAGUGCGCAGAAUGCAACUAGAGAAGGAAAAGCAAAACUACGAUUUCGAAAACGUGCAGAGUCAACUGGACAAGGCUCUUGGUCAGUCAGCUAGAAUGCAGAAGGAACGCGAAGCUAUACAAUUAGAGGUUGAUCGUCUGCAUGAUAAAUAUGAAAAGGCCCAGAUGGUAAUGCAACGUCUACAGAAAGAAAGAGAUAACUUCCAGGAAGAAAUGGAAAAACUUCACGAAAGAUUGGAAUUCCAACAAACUCAACAAGUAAAAUUACAGCGUGAAAAAGAAAAUGUUCUAUCAGAGCUUGACUUGAUUAAAGAACGAUGGGAAAAGGCGCAUGCUUUACACCAAAAACUUACUCUUGAACGAGACGACGCGCUUACUGAGAUAGAGAUUCUUAAAGACAAAUUUGAAAAGGCUCAGUAUGGAGCCAGUAAAGCUUAUGAGGAACGAGAAAAUGCCAGCAAAGAAUUUGAAAAAAUGCGCGAAAAAUACGACAGGGCCCAAAGUGAAGUAUAUCGUCUGCAAAAUAAGAUCGAUGUUAUGGAGGCAGACAAAGAUCAUUUGGAGCUAGAGGUCGAAAAGCAACAAACUUUGGCUACCAAAGGUCGUGAGGAAGCACGUAAAGCGCAGGAGGAACUGGCCCGUGUUCAAGAAAUGUACGACCGAGCUGCCCUUCAACUGGGUCGCACUAAAGAACAUGAAGAAAAGUCAAAGGAAGAUUUAGACAGACUAACAGUAGAUCUAGAGAUGGUUCGCGAGCGUUAUGAAAAGUCUCAAAUCGAGCUUAGGCGUCACCAAAAUGAACGAGAGAAGUUAGUUGCAGACAACGAACGAGUAGCGUUUGAACUAGAAAGGGCUCAUUCACAACUAGCUAAAGCACAGGCUGCAACUGAAAAGACUCAGGAAGAACUAGCUCGAAUGCAGCUUGAAAUUGAAAAAAUGUAUGAAAAACACGACAGGCAACAGGCAGAAGUCAGGAAAGCUCAGGCUGAAGCAGAGCGGCUACGUAGUGAGGCAGAGGCGGCCAGGGAGGAGUCGGAAAGGUAUGCUGCAAGGUUUGGUAAAUAUCAAGAAAAUCAAGAACGUCAAAAAGAAGAUCAUGAACGAGCGAAGCUGGAGGUUGAGAGGCUGAGGGAUCGUUUGGACAAGACGCUACUUGAGUUGGAGAGGGCAAGAAAGGCUGAACAGGACGCUUCACGGCUCCGUGCGGAUUUGGAACGUGCUGAAGGUGUACGAGGUAAAUACCAGUUCGAGCAGGAAAAAUGGCAAACUGAAGGUAGUAGGCUACAGCAGGACGUAGAGAAAUUGCGCGAAAGACUAGAGGGCCGGGAAGCCGAGAUAAAGAGGUCGCAAUCCGUUAUUGAACAAUUGGAAGCAAAACUUCAUGAAACCCAAUUACAGUUAGAACGUUCCAGAGAUGAAGCUGCGAAAGUAACAGCAGCACAAGAAAAGAAUCGUGCUGAAAUGGAGCGAGCUAAAAUUGAGACUGAAAAAAUACGUGAUAGGCACGAUAAACUUAAAGCCAAAGCUGAUGCUCUUGAGGCGGACAAUGAAAAAUUACGGGUAGAAAUUGUUAGAUUAGAAAGGCUUAUGCAAACCGAAGGGAAGUCAAGAUCAGAGAGCGCGAGUAUAGAAGUAGAACGUCUUCGGGCCAGUCUGGAUAAAGCAAUUGUGGCCCGAGAUCAGGUUGAACUUGAAGCAGGCCGAUUAGCGAAAGAACUGGAAAAGUCUCAAAUGCACUUAGCCAAGUAUCAAGAAAAUAACGAGGCGAGCAAAAAAGAACUCGAUAGAUUGAGUGCAGAAUUAACACGACUACAUGAAGAAAGAGAAGCUUUGAGACAAGAUCUUCGUAGAGGUCAACACCAACAGCAACAAGCUGGUGCCGAAGAACUAUCAAGAAUCCAGCACGAAUUACAACAAGUGCAGAGGGAACGGGACAAGAUGGCAGCAAUUUUGGAAAAUAGAGAAAAACAUUCUGAGAAAAUCGAGAAAAUCAAAGAAAAGUUGGAAGCAGAGGCCAAGCAAUUGCAGGUUGAAAGAGAUCAGUUGGUAAUUCAACUAGAAAAAUCCCAAGACAUGUUAAUGAACUUCCAACAAGAAUUGAAUACAAGCGAAGCUGAACUCACAGAACUUAGGAGGCUUCAUCAGCUGCAACAACAACGUGCUCAUUCUCAAACACCAGACAAGGCUGCCAAAGAGGCUUUGGAUAGUCAAAUGCGAGAAGUUCAGCGACUCACGCAACAAGUUCAAAACUUGGGUCAAACACAAGCGAAAGAAAAACAACGAGCUGAUCAAGCUGAAAAGCGUGCUCAGGAACUUCAGAAACAAUUAGUUGCAAGAGGAGGAGAAUCAGAGGCUCAGCUAGAGCAAUGGCGCAAGUUAGUAGAUACAGAAAAACACAGAGCGGACAAUGCAGAACGGACAGCUUCUGAGCUACAGAAACGUGUUCAAGGUAUGGAGAGGCAGAUUCAUGCACAGCAACAGCAAAUCCAACAGAUGCAAGCCAGUUUGCAACAGGCUUCUGUCGUACAAGCUCAAACAGCGCAACAGAAUCAACAAAAUCAGCAAUCCGGACAAGAGGCUGACCGACUGCGGAAGGAACUUGAACGUGCUAAAGAAGAAACGAAACAAGCAAACGCAGAACGGGAACUUUUCCAGACUCAACUAGAGAUGCUUUGUCAACAGCUGAAACAAAACCAGGUGGAUUUGCACGAGGCGAACAAGAAACUCCAAGCUGGCGCAGCGAAAGCUGGCGCCGACUUUAGUCAGGAUCGUAAACAUUUGGAUGAACAGAAGAGGCAGAUAGAUGAACAACGGAAACAACUAGAAGACCGUAUCAAAGCCAUAGAUCAGAAGAGUAGAAGCGUAGAAGAAAAAGAGAAGGCACUCCAAAACCUUGACCAAGAUCUCAAAAAGCGUAAAGCAAAAAUGGACCAAUUGGAGCAACAAUUGCAAAGGAGUGGUGGGUCUCCUGAUAAACGGGUUGCAGAACUGCAAAAGAUUCUUGAAAAAACUGAAAAAGAUUUGGAAAAAGCUAAGGAGGACUCUGGGCGCAGUGCCACUGAGAUGGAAAGGCUGUUACAGCUUGUUCAGAUGUCCCAAGAGGAACAAAAUUCAAAGGAGAAGCAAAUCAGGGAUCUACAAGAAGCACUAAGAGUCGCACAAGCAAAAGCAAAACAAGCCGCAAGUGCACAGCAACAAGAGGUGCAAAGCAUGAAGAUUCGUGAUAAGCUUGCUUCCAAGUCAUCGUUAAAUUAUCCCAAUAACGAAGAGUCAACUAACUGGAAGCUAGAUAUUGAUGAGAAAAAUGGCCGAAUCAUGGAAUUGGAGCGUGAAGUGAUGGAGUUAGAAAAUUUUUUAAAGGAUCACUCAGAUACCAGCGGUAUAAAAGAAUUAAAACUUCAAAUCGAACGUCGAAAUAAUCGUAUCGAAGAAUUAGAAGAAGCCAUUACUGAGUUUGAAGAUUUUCUAAAGCACAAUCCCGACGUUAAAGAUCUUCAUGAUUUGAAGCAGGAGAUAAAUAAUAAAAACCACAGAAUUCAAGAGCUCGAAAAUCGCGUACAUAAGAAUGAAGACAAGGACCUACGAGUAAAUAAGGCCAGAAUAAUGGAAUUAGAAGAAAUGGUUACACAUUUGGAAGACUAUGUCAAACAACAUAACGUAGAUGUUCUGAAACAAAAACUGAAAGAUCGAGAAGACAGGAUAGAACAAUUGCAACUACUCAUCAAUUCUCUGGAAAAACAGCUUUUGUGUUCUGAAGAAAUUAGUCGAGGUCAAAAUAUUCAUGGAAAAGAAUACGAUGUGAGGGACAAUCGAAUAAUGGAACUCAAAAGAGAAAUAUCUGAAAAGGAUGAAAAUGUUUCCAAAACAGAAGAAGAUAAUUUACAACUUCCAGAGACUGCUAAGUGUUACAAAUGUGAUAAUUUAGUAGAAAUGAAAAAGAAAAUCUCAGAAAUGGAACUCAUAAUUUCCACAAAGGACAACAACAUCCAAGAGUAUGAAGAGGAAAUUGUUCAAUGGCAAGAUAAGCUCUCCCGGCUCCAAAAACAGAUGGCUGAAUUGGAAAGAGAACUUGGCGAAUAUGAAGCUGAAGAUAUAGGAGUACUAAAGGAGGAAAUCAAAGUUAGGGAUGAGAGGAUUGGGCAGUUGGAAGAUGAAAUUGAUUCUUUGGAACGAGCGUUUGGUGAGCAAAUGGAUUUGGAACAAAUCGAAGAACUAGUCAAUGUCGUUCGACAAAAAGAAGAAAAUGAAAAACAUCUAAAUCAACUGAUGAGCGCAAAACAAGACAAGAUUGAAGAAUUGAGCACAGCACUUCGAGAAAGUGUAAUCAUAGCCAGUGAUGGGGAACGAAAAUUGAAGCACGAGGAAAUGCAAAAGCGAACAUGCAUGCAACGAAUUGAAAAACUGGAACAACGAUUAGCAUCUCUCCAAACAUCUGUCGCUGUGAAAUGUCCUACUUGUAAACCACUUUUAUCAAAAUUACAAAGAUCCGAAAAAAAGCUUCACAAUCUUACAGAGGAAAGGACGACGCAGUUGGAAGAAUUGCACAAUAUGAAAAGAGAAGCCUUGGAAGCUGCAGUAUCAGAAAAAGAUGCACACUUAGCACUACUAGAAUUAUCCGGCAUCAAAACAGAGAAACAAGCUGAACAGGCAGAUAAUUUGAGAGCGGAUAGAACGAGAUUGUUAGAAAAACUGAAGGAAGAGAAUGAACGAAGUAUAGCACUAUCGAUCGAGUCGUCCAGUCCGAACACAACGCCAUUCUUGACAGACAUUCUUGACCUAUCGAACAGCGAGGAUGAUGAGCAAUGUCAACAACACAUUGCUCUGGGAGGCUUAAAGCAGAAAACAAAUGGAAAUACAAAUGAUCAUAGAGUCGGAGUCGAGCAGGGAGCUCAGGCAAUAACUACCCUUAAAUGACAUAGAACAGAUAAGUACCACCUGCGUACUGUUUCUCUAACGUUCCUUUGAUGUUGUCAUGUGCACAGUUCUAGAACAUCUAGCGUAGAACUUUUACCUCUAUGUGUCAUCAUGCAACAUUAUUCAUUAAACACCUGCAUCUACAUCUACAUCUACAUUCUUCACUUCAUCAAUCACAUCAACUGUCAGCCAUCUUCAUCUUCAUAUCAUCACGGACGGUCCGAGAAACUGACUAUUAUGAACGAGUUGAAGUAAAAAUGUCGAAUAAAAUUAAUACACAAUUUAUGACAUAAUAUACUGAAAAUCAAAGUACCUAAUAAAGUACAGUGUUAUUCUCAUGCUAAGUGUUUUGCAUUGCAAGAAAAAACAAUAUCCACGAUAAAAUCGUUUUAAAACAUUGUGUAAUUUUACGUUACUAAAAGACAUUAUUAAAGUUCUGACAUAAAAGUCUGUAACAUAAAGAUAUCCGUACCAUAAAAAAUGAUUAGGAGACAACUGAAAAAAUUCAAACUUUAUGGGUAAUAAGUGAUAUGCUUCUUUGCAAAACUAUAUCCAGUGUACUUCAUUCCGUGGUACACUAUUAAUUAAUUUUUAUACGCUACCAAAAAAAGGACCUCAGGCAGGAUAAUAAUACUUCGAUCGUAUGGAUGGAAUUAUUAUUAUUCAUUACGUCAUAUGCAGAUCAGUAUUGAUUACUCAAACGAAGGAUUCUUAAAAGCCUUCUAUAAUAACCUACAUUAAUCCAUAAUUCGGUCUAGUCAUGAAACCAAUAUUAUAGUGUGAUGUCCCUGUUAUAAAGGGUCGUGCUUUGCACCAGAUGCACAAAUUAGUUUAUAAUGCAGAUAGUAGUUGAUUGAAUGUAAAUUUUUGAUUUAUUGAACUGUAAAAAAAAAGAUUACAUCAAGCCAAAUUAUGUGCGCAACGUAUAAUAAAUCCAUUGUAUUAUAUCCCAUACAUAGAUCAAUGAAUAAUACAUUAAUUUAAACAGAUUAGUUUCUUCCCUCAAAACUAUAAGAUAUAUUCAUAAUCCUCAUAGUUAUUUGAUGAUAUGUAUUAAGACGGAAUGAUUCAGUACAGAUGACUCUUCAUAUUUACAAAUGAGCUCGGUGCUCGCUACAUGUUACAUUGAUUUGUUUCAUUUUCAUUACUUCAUUCGAAUCAAAAAUCUGUGAAGUAGGCAGGAUCAAAAAGGCAUGACUUGCUUCCACGAUGAAAACUUAAUUUUACAGUUAUUUUUUAAAAUCUCAUAAGUUACUUGCUUAAUUUUUUUCUUCUUAUUUUUUUACUUUUUGUACAGAUAACUCUAGAGCUUUUUGACAUUGUAAUAUUGGUUUACAAUCAUUAACGAUAAUAGUAUUUGAUAAUUUAACUACCACUGACAUUGUUAUUAUUAGGAGUUGAGUAAUUCGCCCAAUAGAGUGAAAUAAAAUCUUCUAUUUAAGCCGUCUGUUACCGGAAAUCACCUGCAAUCAGCGUGAUACCAAUCAGCUCAUUCUUCUUCGUGUAUACGCAGAAUGAGAGAAAAAGUAAAACUAGUAAUCAGUUGAAUUGUAUUUUUUGGAUUUCUUGUCACGGGUCCAAAACUCCUUAGACGUUGAAUACUACCAUAUAUAAUAUGAACUCUAAAUAUGAUAUAAGCAAUAUUCUUUAAUUCUUUUGGAGCACCGCAAAAAAGGAUUAAAUUAAAAAAAAAAAAAAAAAAAAAAAACAUACUAAAUAAAAAAGGGAAUAAAGAAGAAUUGAAAUCGGACGAAGGUGCUGAAUCGUUUUAAGAUGACAAUAAUAACUGUUCGUACGCAUCUGACACAUGUCAUAAAUGCUCGGGUAAUAAAUAUGAAGGAGUCUAGAAACAAUUAUAAAAUAUCGAGUGAAAACGAAUAAUAAAUGGUCUAAGAGAUUGACGAUGAUAAAAACAUGAAGAUGAGUUUUCCCAAGAAGGAAAUAAUUUAAUGAGCUUCGUUAUUUCUUCAUACCGGUCGGACUUGGUUUAUAAAAUUGCAGUAAAACAGAGGAAUUACCCGAAGCGCUACCUAUUGUAAAUAAUUCUUCUGUCCUCAAAUAUUCUAACGUCUAUGAAGAAUCUUCUGAACCCUUAUAACUACAAAUUUGGAAGUCUAUUCUAUAAAUAUUUAGCUUAAUAUAGGCAAUUAUAAUCAAUAAUGUUAAUGAAUAUAAAUUCUAUGUAGUAAAGAUUAGUCACAACAUGAAUUGAAACAUCAAACCACAUGAACGAGGAUGCGUGCUGUAUUAAUUAAUGAUUCUCAUGCACCGCAGGAAACAUAUUCGGUUUAAUUAUGCCAUUUGGCAGAUUGAAAAAAAAAAUGCUAUCAAACAAAACCCCAUCAGAGGUCAUAAUUGAAAUGUUAUUAGCAGAAAUAAAUACAGUCUAAAUCAUGUUACACUCAAAAUAGCUAAAUAGUUAACCAUUUACCAAUCAUUGAAAAUUUGUUCCAGACUCACAACAUAAUUAGAGACAGUGGUUUCAAAAUUUUUGUAAUUGCAAAAUAAUAAAACGAUGCGCAUGCUGUAUGAUUAACUUCCAUGUAACUUCAUCUCUAUCGCAGGAACAAUAUUCGACAUCAUUUUAAUGUUGAUAUGUUGCAUUAUAGUUUUAAUGAUGUUGUGAUCCGGAUCAAUAUAUUGAAUUACAACAAUCGUUCAUGGCAUAUUUGCACUAACGAAUUAAAUCCAAUUCUUCAGAUUAACGUUUUUUCAUUCGAUCAUAGUCCACAAGCACUUCAAAGCUAGACGAACACCUGUCCCUGAAUUUAUACGGAAACUCUACGCCUAUUUGUUUUUAAAUAAUGAAGUUUAAAAGAGUUUUUCCUUACAAAAUAGGAAGGAAUAUUCUGAUAAAUUUAUUCUCGAUAUUUCCUAUUCCAUGCCACAAAAUUUGUAGCAGUAAAGAUAUAAGUUUAAUUAGUGGAUUUGUUGAAAUAUAUGUAAUGAUGUUAUGGAUGUUAUCUAAGUUGCGACUAUGCCAUCGACCUAAUUGUAAGUUACAGAUUUAUAAGAAUUUAUCGUAUUAUAAUCUUGCCUUGAUUGUCACGUCAGUAUACAAAUAUAAUAUAGCUAUAGCCAAAGACGAAAACCAGAAAAUUAAAGAAUUAACUUUUAAGCUAUACGUGAAAAGCAAAGGAUAUUAUAAAAAUUAUUAGUAAGACGUUGUAUAAAAUUUAGUCUAUGUGCCAUCAUAUCAAGCCUAUAUCAUCAUGUUACAUCAUAUUUAAACAGUAAUAAAAGUUAUCAUUAACUAUAUGCUAACGUAUCUAUAAUCAAUUAGGCAUGACUGUCGAUCAUGUGUUCAUUACUGUUUUGCCUUUUUGUGAUUAUUUGUUAGGAAGACAGAAAGAUUGAACGAAAUUAAACACAGAACUUUGAUGCUACAAAACAUGUUUGAAACUUUGAAGUACCCAUUAAUAGUCGGGCAAAAUCUAUUGCAUUAUCUGCUCGAUAAGCAGCGAUAGUUUGCGUCCGACUGACUAAAAAUUCGCAAUGAACUUACUAGCUGAAUAAGUCAAGUCUUGGAAUAUAUAAAAUAAAAAAUUAUCUAUCGCUUCACGUGGCAGAAAAAGUAAUAUGAAGAAAAUCAUUAAUGGUCAUACCAGUAUAAGUGCAUUGAAUCUCUAUCCCCUCCUCAUUUGUUAACUUUGGAUCACCUACAUGCAGUUUGAAAACCGUUAUUAUUAAUGCCAAGUGGCUAGAACUCGAUCUACCUUGUUGACAGAAUCAUCGUAAUUGUUUAACUACGAGUUGAAUUUUUAAUGUUUAUCGUUCAUAUGAAAUAUUUAGCUUAAAACAGAGCUUUCAGUUCAUUGCACCUUGUAAAUUAUUUCUGAAAAGUCUUCAAUCCACGCGAGAAAGAAGAAUUUUUGUGAACUAGCUAUUGAUUCUCUCCGCGUACUUGUUAAAUAUUGAUCAUUAUCAUUAUUAUUAUUCUUAUAUUUCUUUUUUAUAUUCUUUGAAUAUAUUGCAUCUAAGUAAAUUAAGUAUUUUGAAUAAUUAUCGUAAAACGCAAUACAAUUUUACUCAUGUAUAUAUCUGAAAAGUAUUACCUAUUAUGAUAUUUAAGGAAAUUAAAUCUUUAAAAAAAAUAUGAAGCAAACAAGAAUUGUUGCAACUGCCAUGCUGUGUGCCAUUAACGAGUCAUGUUUAUUGUAAUUUGCAUCUUCAUCUACCCAAGUUGUAUUCACUGUUGAACAAAAAAUUAUCUUCGAUAUCAUCAAUUCGUGUGUCCAACUAUUCAGCGAGGAAGUGCGAUCAUUCCCAAAAAUUCAAACGAAACAUUUCCGCGAAUAUCGAAUUUUAGAAACAAAAUCUAGUUCCUGUUUUUUCACUCUAUGCAUUAAUAGAAUUGCAUCACUUUAAAGAAAACUUGAAAUGGUUAUAACAUAAAUAAUUUAUGUAUGAAAUUCAGAAGAAAGAAAGACCGUGGAUUUCUCUAUAAAUAACUCAUUAUCUUCUACAGUUUCAUCAUUGAUACUCAGGCCCGUCAAUUCAUCUGAAUAUGUUUUUUAAAUGUAACAUUUUUGAAUUUUUGCAUCAACCCUACAGUAUAGUAGCUAUUGUACAAAACGGAUCUACAUAUUAAAGUAUUGAUUCAAAUACGUAAUAUACAGCCAAUUUUAGCUGUGCAAUUUUUCUUGCCGUUACAAUUAAAUUCACUCUAUUUGCAUCGAUAAUUUAAGCUUGCUUGAUGACAAGUUAAUACAAAAGAAUAGUCGAGUGUGUCUUUUUGAUUAAAUGAGAAAAUAAUUCGAGUGUUUGGUCGGUACACUGAGAGCAAUUCACGUGUUCUUCUUCAGCUUUUCUGCAUUUUACAUAAUUCAAAGACCUUUGCAAUGUUAAUAAAAAAUAUGCAAUGGCUCUACCAAACCUGAUAUACGUACUCAUUGUAUGAAAUAAUACCCCAUCACGGUUACUAAAUGCAGCAAUUUACAGCUGUAGCGAGUCAGAAGAUUUAAUAGCAAAUGUUAUAGAAUUAUUCAAUAGUUGAAUCUGUUAUUAAAAAGCAAAAGAAAUUGCGAUGAUCAUAGUUCCAAGCACAAUGAAGUAGAGGGCCAGGCACAAUAAAUUUGGCCGCCACAUUUAUAGAUCUAUUAGCAUUGGAUAGUAAAUAAUAAUAAACAUAUUGUCUGUUGUGGAUGAGGUUUAUUAUAGUAAUGAAAAUCCUAUUUCUCUGUGUACCUCUAUAUACAUAUACAUUAACGGGCCAAUGUAAACCAAUAAACCAUCAUCUUACGAAAGGUUGAUAAAUCAUGUUACCUGUUUACUUUUCGAAUGAUAAUCAAUAAUCGAUAUUGAUAAAUAAAAUUAAUCCGGAAAAUUCUAUAAGCAAAUAUCACACAGAAGUCAUAUUCUCAAUUGAAUAGAAUACAUUAAUUGAAAGAAAACAAAUAAUGUUUGCAUAUAUAAGUGAAAUAAUUGCGUUGUAAUAAAUCUUUGGAUAUCAAUUAUAUUACGAAUGUGCCACAUAUUUGAUUUGAGAUUGCAUGAUUGAUUGAUUUUCGAAUGAAUUUAAUGCGACAUAUCUUCUGGAGAUGUUAUUUUGAAACUUAACUGAUAACGUAAUUGUUAUUUUUUGACAAAAACAAGAUACACCUAAUUCUUCUACCGCAAAAUAUUAACAUAGUAAGCUCGUCGGUGGCAGAAGCACUUCAUAGUUUAAUAUGCUGUUAAUGAAAUUAAACAAAUAUUAGUAAAUAAACUUGAAAAGUGUAAACACGUAAUGCGAUAUGUGGUUUGUAGCGUAAAAUUGCGAUAUGUGGAGAUGUAAUUGUAAGUUUCAAACACUUUUGAGUGAGAAAUAGACACAUACUUUGCUGUAAGUAAUAAAAAGAGUAACUAUAUGGAGAA